This is a messenger RNA of Necator americanus (New World hookworm), 480 nucleotides long. RefSeq lists its product as uncharacterized. The record is from RefSeq and is a predicted model, not a curated record. NCBI's taxonomy places the organism in Eukaryota, Metazoa, Nematoda, Chromadorea, Rhabditida, Ancylostomatidae. Bases 1 to 480 code for a protein of 159 amino acids. The transcript has 5 exons. Gene Ontology annotation, molecular function: lysozyme activity.
AUGAUCUUCCAGUACGCUAUUUGCGUAUUCGCUGUGCUAUGCGGCUACGUCCAGUCUCUUCUCAUGUUCGACAGAGUGGAUUCGGAAAAUGCAUGUCUUCUCGCGAUGUGUGAUGCCGAUUCUGGAUGCGUCCCGAAGGGAUGUUCUAUAGAUCAAAAUAAACGUAUUGGUUGUGGAUAUUUCCGCCUUAAUAUCUAUCAAUUCAAGCAAUGUUAUCAACCGGGAAAGAAGGAAGAUGAAGACGAAGAGAUAGCGUGGAUCAAUUGUGCUGAGGACUAUCAUUGCUCGGCAGAAUGUAUUCGAGUAUUAGGAAGCCGUUACCGAGUGAAGUGUUAUGGAAAAUCUGACUGCGAAACAUUGGCUCGUAUUCACGAUGGAGGAGCGAAUGGAUGUCGUGACAGAAAUACCGCAUACUAUUGGAAAAAAGUUGGCGACAUUUGCGGUGGACGAUGCAAUCGGCCAAUCUUUGUACGACAUUAA